Prosopis cineraria is the source of this 2610-nucleotide messenger RNA. RefSeq names its product transcription factor MYB3R-3-like. Gene Ontology annotation, molecular function: RNA polymerase II cis-regulatory region sequence-specific DNA binding; DNA-binding transcription factor activity, RNA polymerase II-specific. Gene Ontology annotation, cellular component: nucleus. The record is from RefSeq and is a predicted model, not a curated record. The transcript has 8 exons. The coding region runs from base 605 to 2296 and encodes 563 amino acids. Gene Ontology annotation, biological process: regulation of DNA-templated transcription. Lineage: Eukaryota; Viridiplantae; Streptophyta; Magnoliopsida; Fabales; Fabaceae.
UUCCUUGUUUCAACGGGCGAGGUCUUUUCGAAACCAUAGCUCGCUUUGUUUCCCAGGGAGGUAUAUUUGGGCUUGGAUUUUUGGCUCCCUUUUUAUGACAUUCACUUUCAUUCCCGCCACUUAUCCCCAGGCAGAGGUACUUCACUAUUGGAAAUUUGCUAUCUUUUCUCGAUUUUGUUGUUUAUUGCUCGCCAAAUCCAGCUCGCUUUCUUCUCAUUUCCACCUCUGUAUUCGAUCGAGUCUUUACGGUUUUCUCGACCUCGAGCAAGUUUGGUUGGUGAUUUGUUCCCUGCCCAUAUGGACCCCGGUGUUUGUUUGUUUUCGGUGAGAACCCACGGAUUCAGUGCUUCAAGCCAGGGGGAUUAUUGGCGUUUUCUUCUGUAGGUUUUGAUCUGAUAACCGUUUAUAAGAUCUAGGUUCUGCUUGCUCUUAUAUUUCGCUGCGGGACUUUGGAAAUCAUGGAAUUUUAGUGGGGUUUUUUUAGGGUUUUUGUUGGCUGGUGUAUAUUUCGGUUGACGUCAUCUGAAGAUCUUCCUUAGUCUUUAACGAUAUCCGCCGGCUUGUUGAUCAGGAUUUUGGGUUUUGGAGAUGGUUAUAGCAAGAUAUGGCUGAAUUGAAAUCAGAGGAGUGUUGUCUAGAGAACAAGCAAUCUACUGCUGCGUCUAACUCCUCUAUCUCUGAAGGCAGUGCCAGUGCUGUACACAAGUCCCCUGGGAGAUAUAGCCCCGCAUCAACAUCACCCUCCCAUCGGAGGACCACUGGCCCCAUCAGGCGUGCAAAGGGUGGCUGGACAGCCCAGGAGGAUGAGACAUUGAGGAAUGCUGUUGCAGCUUUCAAGGGCAAGAGUUGGAAGAAAAUAGCUGAAUAUUUUCCUGAUAGAUCAGAAGUGCAAUGUCUGCACAGAUGGCAAAAGGUUCUUAAUCCUGAGCUUGUUAAAGGCCCUUGGACUCCUGAGGAGGAUGACAAAAUUGUUGAACUGGUAUCAAAAUAUGGGCCAGCAAAAUGGUCUAUGAUAGCAAAAUCUUUGCCUGGUCGCAUUGGGAAACAGUGUCGAGAGCGAUGGCACAAUCAUCUUAAUCCUGAAAUAAAGAAGGAUGCCUGGACUUUGGAGGAAGAACUGGCCCUCAUGAAUGCUCAUCACAUGCAUGGGAACAAAUGGGCUGAAAUUGCUAAAGUUUUGCCUGGAAGGACUGAUAAUGCAAUAAAGAACCACUGGAAUAGUUCAUUAAAGAAAAAAUUAGAAUUUUAUUUAGCUACAGGAAAUCUUCCACCAAUCCAAAAGAACGGUGCUCAAGGUGGUGUGAAAGAUACAAUAAGACGCUCUUCUAGUAAAACAGUACAUGUAUGCUCAAAUAAAGUAUCAGAUACUGCCGCUGAGACAUCAUCAGAAAAUACAGAGAACACUAAAGAUGGCGGUGGAAAGAAUCAACUAGAGUCCUUGGCAACUGUGAGAGAGUUUGAUAAUUCUCUGAACGUUCCUGCAAAUGAAGGUGCUGAUUCUGACUUUGGAGAAUGGAGGCUCAGAUCAUCCAAUAUAGAUCUUGGCUGCAGCAACUCAGAACCAGUGUCAAGGGAUAAUUUUGGAUUGACCAGCGACCCAAAAUUUGAUAACACUGGACUAAAUGGCAAGCAUAAAGUUGGGAAUUGUGUGAAUAAUGGCGAAAUGAGAAGUAGCAGGCUAGUUGGUACAUCUUUUUCACAGGAUAGUCCAUCCUCUGGUUCUUUGUAUUAUGAGCCUCCAUUGUUGGAGAGCUCAGUUCCUUUAGAUUCCCUUUAUUUAAGUAUGUAUUGCCUGCAGAACGAGUACAAUGCUACUCAAGUAAUGUCACCUGUCGGUUUCUUCACCCCACCUUGUGUGAAGGGCAGUGAAUUAUGCACAGAGACUCCUGAAUCAAUAUUGAAAAUGGCUGCUAAAACUUUCCCAUAUACUCCUUCCAUAUUGAGGAAGAGAAAGAAUGGAGUCCAAGCACAUGUAACUCCUUGUAAAUUUGUGAAAGUGGAUGGUGGAUUUCAUACUUCUAAUGAACAGGAGGAAACCAAGAAUAAUUCUGGUUCUGGGUAUGGAGAGCUCUUUCAGAGUCCAGCAAGUGAUGACAUCCUCAAUAACAUGGCUUUCAAUGCUUCUCCCCCUUACUGGUUAAGAUUCAAGCGAAAAGCUUUUGUCAAGUCUGUGGAGAAACAACUUGAGUUUGCUUUUGAUAAAGAGAAGCAUGAUAGCAACAAAAUGGAAAAAUCUGCUAGGAGCACUGCAAUGGCUGGAGAUUGCUUACCUGAUACAAAAGUGGCAGUGACCUAGUGCAUUAAUUUAAGGGAUCAAAGCUGGAACCUGGAAGAAUCUUGUCAAAGGACAUCUUGCCAAUUUUGAAAAGCUAAUAUAGAAGAAUACAUGAAUCACUGUGACUUGCUAAUCCACGCGAAAGUUGGUUUGCAGGUGCACUCAAUAACUAGCCCGUGAGCAGAAUUAAGGAGCAGUAGGCGUCUGAUAUAUGCACAAUAAUAAAUUUUUAUAGGUUCCAUAAAGUUGUGGAUAUAUAUGUAGCAUAUUGACAGUACCAGAUUUGUACAGCAAGCCCCAUCUUAGAAAGAGGAAAUGUUUUGAAAUUUUAUGAA